AUGCCUCGCCCAAGCGUUGGAGUGUUUGGCAGAAAUGCCACUCCUUGCCUUGAGAUCAAGCCAGAUUCGCCUUUUGUCGUCUUCUACGGCGAGUCAUCCGAAUCGCAUGAGACGGAGCUCAAGGGCAAGCUCAUCCUGAACAACCCAGAGUCCAUGUCGGUGCGUAGCUUGCGCAUAACACUUACAGGCACUCGCAAAGUUUCAUGGCACUUGACCAAUACCGUCACUCCGCAGCCCAUAACGCAAAAAACAAACUUCCUCGUUGAAGAGCUUCACCUGUUCCCCAUUGACACCGGCCACAAGACCAAAGCACACAAGAUCAAUGCUGGAUACCAUGAGUGGGACUUUAAAUUCAAGAUGCCUCAGAACCUCGACCAGAGUGUCGAGGGCCUGCCCUCCAACUGGAUUGUGUACAACCUCAAGGCAACCGUAGACCGGGGUUACAUGAGCAAGCAGCUCAGUGCUUCGACGCACAUUCGCGUAAUCCGGACGCUCGGCCGCGACAUGCUCGAGUCCAUGCCCAUGGAGCAGAUCAACGAAGACAUUUGGGCAAACAAGCUUGCCUACAAGAUCACCGUCCCCCAGAAGAACUACAUUGUCGGAACGCAAAUAACCGCAGACUUUGUUCUGAUUCCUCUUCGGAAAGGUGUCGAGAUUUCAACGAUUAAGAUGGAGUUGAUUGAAUCGCGCCAACUCUUUGCAGAGUACGCUGGCCGACGCAUCAGUCAUCAGCAGGAAAUGCAAGUUGCUCUGAUGGAAGGCAACAUGCCUGAAAACUCCGCACGCACAGUUCCCGACGGAACCGAGGAUGUCGAUGCGCUUUUCGACGAGUCGCAUCGCUUCUCCAUGACGCUCGACCUACCAAAGUCCUUGAAAAACUGUCGGCAAUCAGUCGACACGGAGAACAUUCGUUUGAGCCACAAGCUGCGCUUAUACAUAAACCUCAAGAACCCAGAAGGCCAUACCAGUCAGCUGCUUGUCAAGAAUCACGUCCACCUCUUCAUUUCGCCAAAUCUGCCUCCAAACGAAGACCAAAGCGUCGUGGUUGAUCAGAACAUAUUGUCUCAGCAGGCCAUGCAGGAUGAGGUCAACCAGAACGCCCCACCUACGUACGGACUGCAUCAGUUGGAUGAACUCUACAACGACAUUGAUCCUUCCGGUUUCAUGACACCCGGCGGUUACCGCAGCAUGAUGAACAGUGGUGCUAACACGCCAUUUUUCGCUCAAAGCAGGCGUGGCUCAACUGAAGAUCUCACGUCGUUGGAUGCUGCCAUGCACCAGCCAGGCGGUGGUGCAUCGGCCGCAGCUUUGCAGCAUCGUCUUGCAAACCUCAGCAUGAACCACAGCGACCACCCAACACGCUUCCACCCGUCAAGGCAAAAUUCGUCAGGUGACAGUACCCCUGCUCAGAGCGGUGAGCCUGCGUACUUUGAUCUCCCUGCAUCAAAUUACGACAUGGAUGCCCUGGCCAGGACACCCAGCUACAACACGGCUGUACGCACACCCGCAGGUUCGCGGACACCUGGAGGCAUGGACAUGGAUCUUCCCUCAUACGAGAUUGCGACAUCGAGGCCAAGCUCUCCAAACCGGAGCAGGAGCAGCAGAGCUACCACCCCUAGUCCGGCUCGUAGCCUGGAUACCCUGAACGAGGAGACAUACCGAAAUACGCAGAUGAACAGUAGGAGACAGAGCCCAAGGACCAGUGAUGAUGGAAGGUAA
Bipolaris zeicola 26-R-13 is the source of this 1719-nucleotide messenger RNA. RefSeq lists its product as uncharacterized. Gene Ontology annotation, cellular component: cytosol; plasma membrane; cytoplasm. Lineage: Eukaryota; Fungi; Ascomycota; Dothideomycetes; Pleosporales; Pleosporaceae. The record is from RefSeq and is a predicted model, not a curated record. Gene Ontology annotation, biological process: ubiquitin-dependent endocytosis. Gene Ontology annotation, molecular function: ubiquitin protein ligase binding; protein-macromolecule adaptor activity. The transcript has 3 exons. The coding region runs from base 1 to 1719 and encodes 572 amino acids.